AAUCUUACAGCUAGCCGCCAAAUUUGUAAAAUUUAAAGAAAAUUCAGUUUUUGGGUCUUAUAGUCUUCGUCUUCAGCAACCAUCACACAACGGUAGCUUUUUUCUACAAAAUCUAUGGAUCUAAAUUCUUGAUCUAUCUCUUCUAGCUUUCUAUCUUAUUUCUUUUUGCUAAUUGUCGAUUGAAACUCCUCAUCCAUCAUGAGACUGUAGGCAGAGUAAAAACGCUGAGGAGAGGUAGAAGUGGGGCUAGCAUUCUAGUCACCCCUCCAGCCAGCUAGUGGAAAAAGCUUUCCACUUUUCUACUGAAUAAUUUCACACACUUUUUCAUCGCCUACCUCCUGAGACAGACCGAGCUGACCCGUGGAUGGACAUCCCCUGGUUCUCCAUUCAGCCCAUGGCAACUUAGGAUGGACAUCAACUGUAUAACGAAUUGUUUGGAAUGAGAGAGAUUGAGAGAGUUUGGUCGGUCGACCUAUUUCCUAGAGUCGAGUCGCAGCCUAAGCAACCCAAUAGCGGCUGCUGGUCGCUGCAGAAAUAGGGAUGGUUAAAAAUAGUCGGGUCACGUGACCACUCGUCAGCCAAUGGCGUGGCGUUUUAUGUGUCGCUUGGUCCGUGAGGAGCUGUGAUCUCUCGGCCAGUAGCUAGGAGUAUCUCCUACGUAAUUCGGUGCUUGAGCCAACUGCAGCUACUCACUUUUUUCCAGGUUCAGUGGUAGGGACGCAAACACAGCUAAAAUGGCGGACGAUGAGGCAAAGAAGGCAAAGCAGGCGGAAAUCGACCGCAAGAGAGCCGAGGUCCGCAAGCGGAUGGAGGAAGCCUCCAAGGCCAAGAAGGCCAAGAAAGGUUUCAUGACCCCUGACAGAAAGAAGAAGCUCAGGUUGUUGCUGAGGAAAAAGGCUGCUGAGGAAUUGAAGAAGGAACAGGAGAGGAAAGCCGCGGAAAGGAGAAGGAUCAUCGAGGAGAGGUGUGGCAAGGCUGUUGAUCUCGAUGACGGAAGUGAAGAGAAAGUCAAGGCAACUUUAAAAACCUAUCACGACAGAAUUGGAAAAUUGGAGGAUGAAAAAUUUGACCUGGAAUAUAUUGUAAAAAAGAAAGACUUCGAGAUCGCUGACCUCAACAGCCAGGUGAAUGACCUCCGUGGUAAAUUUGUCAAGCCAACCUUGAAAAAAGUCUCCAAAUAUGAGAACAAAUUCGCCAAGCUCCAGAAGAAAGCAGCUGAAUUCAAUUUCAGAAAUCAGCUCAAAGUUGUCAAGAAGAAGGAAUUCACCUUGGAAGAAGAAGACAAGGAGCCGAAGAAAUCGGAGAAAGCCGAAUGGCAGAAGAAAUGAACUCACAUCACCUCUUCAUAAUAUUGUCCCACACUUCUACAACCUUCAUCAAAUAACUUUUAUUCGAGUAAACUUACUGUUACUAACAAAAUUACAAAACCAAACUCUUAUCAUCAACGUAGGCAAUGUGCUCAACUUAUUUCUUAAACAUAUUGUCCAGCUAUUUAUUGAAAUUAAAACACAUCGUCUCGAAAAAAUAUUUAUUGGAUGUAGCUGUUGGUAUCUAUGUUAAAUUGGAAUAAAGAAAGUUAUUUAAUUUUUCAAACUGAAAAGAUUUAUAAAUUACAAUGCUCCUUACAAUAGAUAUAGUGAAUAGUUUGUAUAAUCUAAAACAGAGAAAAUAAUUUUUAAUCAUCGUUGAAGGAAUUUUAUUCAUGUAUCAUAACAUUCAACAUGAAAAUGAUUACUAAAACUCGUUCUCAUAUUCACAUGCAUCACAAAAUAUUUCAUAAUGUUUUUGUGCAUUUAUGUAUCAAUAAUCUUCACAUAACAUAUUUUUUUGAUGCCUUGAUUCAAAUAAUUAUAAACUUGAAUUUAUUUGCCAUGACAUUCAUUACCCAUUGUAUUCAAAUUUGAUAAAUUGAAUAAUUUACUGAAUAUCCUCAUCAAUAAGGAUAAAUAAAAAAAUGAUUGAAUAUAAGAAUCAAUAAAAUUUUAAUCGUCAAAUUUGUGUUAUAAUGACAUGCAUUUGUUUUCAAUGUGAAUCAUUCUUGGUGAGUUUUCAAUUGAGACAUGAUAAGAGUAAAUUAAAAUAAAAACCGUCCUAUCAACCCAAUGUAAGUGGUUUAAAAGCCAUGAAUAAAAGAUUCUAUUACCAACGGUUGAAAAGUACACCAUUUUAUCAACUACAUUAUGUAUCUACACUCAGACUCAAUGGUAAAUUACUUUGACACAGAGGUGAGAAAUUUAAACAGACGUUUUACACAAGCUUUGCUUCAAACUUUCUCUCUGUUUGUUUUCAGCUUUCUAUGGUUUGAAAGAUAUUCAUUUACAUCUCCAUUGCUUCAUUGACAUCAUCAUCAUACUUCACUUUGUCAUCUAUUUGUUCCUUGCAGCUUUAUUUAAAACUUUUUCCAUAAUAAUUCAUUAUUAUAAUAUUUAUUGUUCUUCUCCAUCUUACCUUAUAACCCCAAUUUGUGUUUGCACCCUGCUGCCUGAAAGUUUCAAUGAUGUCCAGAAGGCUCUGAUAAGUGCGAUUCUCGUAAAAUAAAAAAUAAUAAUUUCACACGAUAAACUUACAUUAAUUUAUUCAUUAAAAAUUUUAAAUUUAAAGUUGUUAGGUUAUACAAUAUAAACAUUUGCCUGAAGAAAUAACAUGUGAUAUAAAUUAUUAAAUUUAGUAAUGAUUAUUUCAUUGAUUAAUUAUACUCAUGUAUAGCCUACUCUCUUAAUUUCAACUAAGUAGGCUAAUUAGAAAUAUUUUGUUCUUUUAGAAAGGUUUGUUCUUUUAAAUUUUUUGAACAAUUCAUUUGGCUUAUCGUUUCUAAAUAAUGUAAUCUAUGAGUCAAUAUCAAAUAUUAAUUUCUUCAAGAUUUUAAGAAGCUAAUAAUACUUUUCAAUCUUAAUAAUGGAGUCUUAUCCUUUUGAAAUUCAUUCAAAACUAGAAUGAGUCUUACUUUGUUUUUUUUUCUCUUAAGUAAGAGAAAGCGAUUCAUCUUAUCAGAACCUUCAUCAUCUUAAUCCCAGCUCAGAAAAUAUUGUGGCAGACCAAAAGUGUUUUGUUCCAAAGUUUUGUCGUCACAUGAACAGAACUUGUGUGUUUUUGUGUUUUCAUUUCUUUUCACCCUGACUGAACCCUUUCUCAAUCUUCUGACCCAUCUCCAAAGAUUUUCUUAUUCAUUUCUCCACUAAGCUUAAGUUUGACGAUACAGCAACCGGUAUUCUUUCACAGAUUUAUGAUUGAACCGUUUUUCCCCAGAACAGCUUCGAGAAACAGCUUUGUACAUAGAAACGCUGCUGUAGAAUAUAAUAUAUUCAUCCUAUUGUAAUAUAUUUCCAACUCUGUUUUUAUAUCAUAGUCUCUUCAUAGUUGUUUAUUUUAUUUGUUGUGUAAAUUUUAUGAAAUUUUAAUUUUGUUGAAUUAUAUUAUUGUAAUAAUGAAAGUAGAUAUUUGAUCCUUUUCUUUUUCAGGAUUGAUGUUCUCUUUGAAGAUGAACUCUAUCUAGAUGAAUUCUUUUGAAGAGCUGAAAUCAUUCUGUACUUGAUUAUGUUAUCCUGGAAAUGGAAAUGACGUAGCUUGUUUAUAAUUCCGUUCCAAUUUUCUCACUCUACAUUAAUUUUCAUGAUCAGUUUUUUAAGAGUUGGUGGAAUAUAGCUACAGGCUAUUCAGAUAUCAAAAUAUCUUGUAUUUAUUUGUUAAGGUAUAUUCAAAUAACAUAAAUAGUAAAAAAAUAGAAGUACCAACCAAUAUAAUAUAUACCUUAGAGUUUAUAUUUCUCCAUCAAAGCUUUUAAUAAUAUUAUUCAAAUCUGGAUUAGAUUAUAUAUUUUGCAAAAAUCAAUAUUUUUCUUGUCUUUUACAGAAAAAGGGAAUCGUCGAUUGGUCAAAGAAGGACGAGAAGAAGGUAGAAGCAUGAAGAAUCAAUACUACCCAUGGAACUUGUUCAUAUCUUUUAAAAUUUUCUAUGUUCCUGCCUGUUCAAAUUAUUUUUUUUGAUCACCUUACAAUGAAAAAUUGUAUUUUCAUAUCAGAUCUUUCUCACCUAAUGAGUGAUAAGUUUUCUGAAAAGGAUUGAUUUGUAGAACUUGCAUUUUGUAAAGAGAAUAUUUAUGGGUGAAUCACAAAGGAUAAGUAGUAAGUAAAACAAUAACUAAUUCAAGAACUGCAGAAUGUCAUUCUGUAGAGAUUAGUGCAUCCAAUUUUAUAUUUUACUUGCAUUUACCCUAAUUUAAUCUUAUUAGUUAUCCUAUCAUCCUCGUAACGUGUAGAUUAAUUCUCCCGUAUAAGUAUUGUAAUGAUCAUGCGGAUACUGUACCUAAUGAAUGCAAACCUUUAAAUUAUAUCCUUUUCCUAUUAUAUUUGUAUAAGUACAUAUUAUUAAAAUAACGUCCUGCUCCUUAUUUGUAUACUUUACUAAAGGUUUGAUGUUUACCUGCAAUAUUGUAUUUAUUAUGAAAAAAUGAUUGUUGAAAAGAUUUAUUAAUAUCGAUAAUGAAAUUAAUAUAAAAU
This is a messenger RNA of Nilaparvata lugens (brown planthopper), 4496 nucleotides long. It is a transcript of the gene wupA, whose product is annotated as troponin I. The transcript is spliced from 10 exons. Gene Ontology annotation, cellular component: troponin complex. Gene Ontology annotation, biological process: muscle contraction. The record is from RefSeq and is a predicted model, not a curated record. Lineage: Eukaryota; Metazoa; Arthropoda; Insecta; Hemiptera; Delphacidae. Bases 735 to 1328 code for a protein of 197 amino acids.